UAAAGUAAACAAACAAUCAUGAACAAUCAAACGUAUAAAUCGGACAUAGCCGAGGUUAUUCGGUGUACGGACUUUGCGGCAAUUAAACACAAGAAUCAGAGAAGAAAGGACCAGGACAGAACACCUUAUAUUAAUCACCCAAUCGGUGUGGCCAACAUUUUGACACAUGAGGCAGGGGUGACAGAUCUUCAGGUGAUCCAGGCGGCGCUUCUACAUGAUACCGUGGAGGACACACAGACAACAUUCGAGGAAAUAGAUCAACACUUUGGUCCCGAGGUUUGUGGCAUUGUAAAAGAGGUCACAGAUGAAAAGGGGUUGACCAAAAUGGCACGCAAAGAAGCUCAAAUUAAGCAUGCACCGGGCGCUAGUCCUAAGGCAAAACUGGUCAAACUUGCUGACAAACUGUACAACUUGCGAGAUCUAAACAGGCAGACUCCAGUAGGCUGGAGUGAAGAGCGUGUCCAGGAAUAUUUUGUGUGGGCAGCAAAGGUUGUUGAAGGGUUACGAGGAACAAAUGCAAGAAUGGAACAUGAUCUAGAUGAACUAUUCAGAGCUAGAAAUAUUCAACAAUAGAUGUAUGACUGUGAUCUUCUACUGUGAUAAACAUUUUACUGUAGCUAGAUUUUGAUUUUUAAGAGAAUCUGGCCCGAAUUUCUCGUAAUUCAUAUAUCUAACAGGCUUAAGCAUCUUAUUUCACAUAACUUAAUUGCUUACUUAAACUUGAUUUCACGAAUAUAAAAAAGUCUUUCAUGAUUAUCAUGAAGAUAAUUUCCUUGAAAAGUUUUUCAAUACAAAUAUAACACAAACUUUUCCCAAACAAAGAUAGUAGGCUUAGCUUGAUCUGUUAUAAGGGACUUUAAUUAUUUCAAGAAAUUGGAGCCAGGCUUUCCAGCAUUAUUAUCUUUACUUUUUUCUAAAAGAACUAUCAUGUACAUGGUACAAAUACCAUACCUCUUGUGUCAGUAUAUAACAAUUGAGUAUAACUUGGAUUCCAGUGAUGUAAAAGAACAGUAAAUAUAUGUAAAGAAACUCAAAAUUUAGAUUUUAACUGAUUGUAAUAAUACUCAUUUUCUGUAAUUUGCGUUGUAUUAAACGUACGAUUGUAUUACAUGUAUUUAUAUAAUCAAGUUUUUACAAUGUUGUGGCUUUAUGUGGUAUUAACUGUCAGUUGGUUUAGAUUGGUCCCAGGUAUUAAGUUGUUUCAAUGGUGUGUGUGUGUUAAGAACUUUGUUUACAUUUGAUGAUAAUUUGUAUUAAACAAUGUCUUUCUGUUACAUUAAACUAACACAUUCAUCAAGAAGUAUUUACUAUUUAGUGUUGAAAGCAUUGAAACGGGUUUAUGUUACACUGGUUGUAACUGUACAUGCACAUGUAUAACUAUUACUGUUUUUAUUAAUUAUAUGCCUUUUACUGGACUUAGUAUAGUUUUAUCUGCAGAGUAAGUGAGGAUUGGCGGGUGUUUAGUGUCCAUAAUGUUGGAACAUAGAAUGUGUAUUGGCAUAAUAACUUGAACAAAUGGAUAGCUGCCAUAUUGCUCUAGUUUGAGAGUUAUCAUCCUUUUAUUAUAAAAAUUACCUAAAAUUGGUCUUGUCCACUCAAUAACUUAAGAAGCCUUUGUCCAACAACCACCCUAUUGAUCAGAAUGUGUUUUGGCGUAAUAUCUUGGACAAGUUUGAUAACCACCUGUAUUGCUUAAGUCACUCGAGAGUUAUGACCCUUAAAUAACUAAAAUUACUUAAAUGGGUCUUGUCCACUCAAGAACUUUAAAAGCCUUUUUCCAAUCACCACCAAAUUUUGUCUGAAUGUGUAUUGGAAUAAUAUCUUGGACAAGUUUGAUAAUCAGUCAUUUCAUUUUAGUCUGUCGAGAGUUAUCUCAAGUUUAAUUAUAGAAAUUUUCAAAUCUGUCUUGUCCAAUCAAUCUCUGUAGAAAUCUGUCCAGUCAUUACCAAAAUUGGUCUGAAUGUGUAUGGGCAUUAUAUCUCGGACAAGCUUGAUAACCAGCCAUAUCAUUCUAUACACUCGAGAGUAAUCACCCUUAAUGAAAUUACCUUAAAUCAGGCUUGUUUGAUCAAUAACUUUAGAAGCCGUUUUCCCAUCAUUACCAAAUUUGGUCAGUAUGUGUAUGGGCAGAAUAUCUAGGUCAGGUUCAAUAACAAGCCAUGUUGCCUUGGUCACUCCAGAAUUAUGACCAUUGAAAUGGUAAAAACUGUCUUUGAAAUGGUAAAAACUGUCUUUACAGAGUCUGCUCUCUUUUGGCUUAAUGUUCUUCCACUUACCACCAUUGGUGUCCUAAAAAUAGGUUGGGAGUUUUGUGGAAGGUGGUGCUCUUGUUUUUAUUAUUAUAUAUAAUUAUUAUUAUUGUAACCAUUUAUGAUUGAUUUUAAGUAGAACUACAAGGGUUUAUUAGCUAGCUGCAUUCUCUUCCAACAUUACCAUGCUUGAUGAACAUGCCUAUGCUUAUUUGAAAGCGUACUCUAUUUCCAGUGAGAUAUUGUGUUAUAAUGCGCCAGUUUAAUAAAAUAGUAUUAUGGGUUCACCUAUGGCAGGUGCAUGGGUGAGAAGUUUGUAACCAUUACCAAACUAUGAAAUUUUAUUUAUGAUCAGAAUAUCGUAUUUGGUGCUAAAAACCCACAAUAUUGAUCAUUUGGGUGUAAUGUUUCAAAUAUGUCAGUAAAUAAGCAUGGAGCAUUUUUUUAUCUGUCCAAAUUGUAAGAAAAGAAACCAAGAAAUUAUUUAUCCAAUAUUUGAAGAAAUGAUCUUUUACUGGUUUUCGUAUAUGUAAAUUACGUGACGGUCUAUCAAUAUUCAUUUUUCAAACUUCUGUUUACUUGGAUUUUUCAUGUUGCCAACGAUAUUUUGUUUGUGUUGUCAAUGUCACUGCAAUAUUUUUAAGUUUCGAAUUUUAUGUCUGAUUUCCAAUCUCUUAUUGUUAGUAGUAGCGUUAUUAUUGUAAUCUACCAAAACCGCUUAUCAUGCAUAUGUCUGAGAUGUUUUAAAGGGUAUAACUAUUGAGCUCUACUGUAGUUUUAAAUACUUCAUUUUGAUGGCAUCUGCAAUUUGUUAUACUGUAAUACAAGCUAAUAUGUGUUAGUAGUUUUUUCAUAUAUCACAGUCAUCUGGCUUGUGUGUGUGUUUGUGUGUUUGAUACGAUUUCAUUUAUUAAUUGUACUUUUUAUGAUCCAGUUGGAAUGAUAUUCAAAUCUUUCUAUAUUUCAACAAGUUACUUACCGAGUAACUUACUUUGAGUUUAUUUAAUAUAAAGGAUAUAAAAAUAUAAUAAAUAUAUAUAUAUAAGGUAUUCAUAAUUAAAAAUAAAUAGUAGACAAUCGGGUCCCUUAGUAUGUAAAAUACAUGUUUAUUAUUUUUUUGGUGGUUGCCAUUAAAAGAUAUGCUGUUAAACCAAAUAAAGGUUAUUGUUGU
This is a messenger RNA of Mya arenaria, 3420 nucleotides long. RefSeq names its product guanosine-3',5'-bis(diphosphate) 3'-pyrophosphohydrolase MESH1-like. NCBI's taxonomy places the organism in Eukaryota, Metazoa, Mollusca, Bivalvia, Myida, Myidae. Gene Ontology annotation, molecular function: guanosine-3',5'-bis(diphosphate) 3'-diphosphatase activity. The coding region runs from base 19 to 573 and encodes 184 amino acids. The transcript has 4 exons. The record is from RefSeq and is a predicted model, not a curated record.